AUGAUAACCAAGAUUUUAUUGACUUUGGCAUUGACGACUUAUUUCCAAGUGGCAUAUAUCAAAGCUUACCCAUCAGAUUAUGCUACCUCAUAUGUAAAAAGGGUUAGUAACAGUUAUGGCGCUGUACCAAUUCAUGGGAAAGAGGAGAAUGGACUUUAUGGACAUGGUCAAGAGUAUGGUUAUGGAAAGGGGCAGGACUAUGUAGAUUAUUAUGCUUAUCCUAAAUACAAGUAUACCUACGGCGUUGAUGACCCCCACUCUGGUGAUCACAAGUCUCAAGCGGAAGUACGUGAUGGGGAUGUCGUGAAAGGAUACUACACCGUGGAUGAACCUGAUGGUACUAAGAGGAUUGUUCAUUACACCGCUGAUGACCACAACGGCUUCAAUGCUGUGGUUGAAAAGGUUGGCCACGCAGUACAUCCGGCUUCAUAUAAGACUUCAGGAGUUGACCAGUCCGAUUAUAGUUAUAGUCAUGGAUAUGGAUACGGACAUUAG
This is a messenger RNA of Anoplophora glabripennis (Asian longhorned beetle), 495 nucleotides long. RefSeq names its product cuticle protein 8-like. The coding region runs from base 1 to 495 and encodes 164 amino acids. The transcript is spliced from 3 exons. Lineage: Eukaryota; Metazoa; Arthropoda; Insecta; Coleoptera; Cerambycidae. The record is from RefSeq and is a predicted model, not a curated record. Gene Ontology annotation, cellular component: extracellular matrix.